AUGGAUUUUCUCAAAUCCGCCAUCGGAUCUGCCAUUGCGAAGGGCGGCGGACUACCAUUUUCUCUCGGAGAUAGGGUCGACGUCGGUGAUUCAGUCUGGGCACUGCACAACGGUACGAAACGGGAUGACGGUUCCGCUUGCAGCAUUUUUGCAUUUGAGAUCAAUGCGAACAAGUCGCGUCUCCCUCUGGCGAAAAAUGCUGUCCGCAAGUCUAGGACGUUACGGCAUCCCGGCGUUAUCAAGGUUUUGGAUACGAUCGAGACGGAGCAUAAUCUUUAUAUCGUCACGGAACGGGUCGUGCCUCUCAGUUGGCCGGUGAAGAGGAGGAGCUUGAGCGAGGAGACUGCUAAGUGGGGGUUGUAUACUGUGGCGUCUACACUCAAAUUUAUCAACGAUGAUGCAUCCUCGGUCCACGGAGCUGUGCGCGCAUCCUCGGUGUUUACAAGUGAGAGCGGCGAAUGGAAGCUAGGAGGGUUUGAUAUCUUGAGCUCUAUGAAGGAGGACGAUGCGAUUAUCUAUACAUACGGAAGUAGCGUGCCAGACGCUGCUCGAUACACACCACCGGAGGUGGUGAAAGGAGGAUGGGAUACCAUUAAGCGCAAUCCUCUAGCUGCAGUUGAUGCCUACGGGCUGGGAAUCUUGAUCUUCGAGGUUUUCAAUGGGGGCUUCUCAGGCGGCGAUCAAGCAGGCAAGACAACGAACAUCCCACCCAGCAUGCAGCAGAGUUAUAAGCGUCUUUGUACUGCCAACCCAAAGCUUCGAUUAAGCCCGGGCCAUUUCGUUGAGCAAGGAAAGAAACACGGCGGUUUCUUCCAGACACCACUUAUUCGGAUGACUGAAGACAUUGAGAGCUUGGGUCUAAAGAGUGAUGCUGAGCGCGAAGAAUUCAUUAAUGAGCUUGAUAAUCUCUCCGGAGACUUUCCAGAAGACUUCUUCAAAAUGAAAGUGCUCCCUGAACUACUCAAGUCUGUUGAGUUUGGCGGUGGUGGACCAAAGGUCCUUGCAGCUACUUUGAAAAUUGGAGCAAAAUUGUCGGCGGACGAGUUCAACAUCAAGUUAACACCUGCUAUUGUGCGCCUGUUUGGCAACCCAGAUCGCGCAUUGCGCGUCUGCCUCUUGGAUAAUCUUCCAUCAAUGAUCGACAACCUUCCGCAGAAGAUUGUCAAUGACAGGAUCUUCCCUCAAAUGACUUCUGGUUUCACCGAUGUCGCCCCGGUGGUUCGAGAACAGACAGUGAAGGCUGUCCUAACGAUCAUCAACAAACUCAAUGACAGAAUUGUAAAUGGAGAACUGUUGAAGUUCCUUGCCCGUACUGCUAACGAUGAGCAACCUGGUAUCCGAACGAAUACUACAAUCUGCCUUGGUCGGAUCGCUAAGAACCUAGGGCAAAGUACUCGCUCCAAGGUGCUUAUUGCGGCGUUCACCAGAUCCAUUAGAGACCCCUUUGUACACGCCCGAAAUGCAGGACUGUUGGCUCUGGCCGCGACCAGCGAUGUCUUCACAGAAGAAGACUGUGCUGUUAGGAUUCUACCUGCCAUCUGCCCUGCACUUUUGGAUAAGGAAAAAUUGAUCCGAGACCAAGCGAACAAGACACUGGACCUGUAUAUUCAACGCGUACGAAAACAUGCCAGCACGAUGCCGGCAACCAUGAUACCCGCUACCGCACCCACAGAAGCCAACAAACCGGAGGCUCGUGUUGGAACCCCUAAUGACAACUCCUGGGCUGGUUGGGCCAUCUCAUCAUUCACUAACAAGAUUGCCACUGCCAACGGCGAGAUCGAACCCACGACCAGCAAUGGCAAGGCCGCCGAUGCAGAAAUUGCACGCCCCGCAUCAGUUCCUCGCCCCGCCAAACCAACACCCUCCACUCAACAUGAACUCCUGAGCCAAACACUUCGUCCCCCAAGUCAGCCCUUGAACCGGUCAAUGUCAGACCGCCCAGCGCCGGUCACCCACGACAACGGACCCGAAGAAGAGGGCGACGACGUCUUCGACGCCUGGGGUGCCAUGGAUGAUGACUUUGAAAAUGAUGUAGAUGGCUUCACUGCUGCUUUGGCCUCCUCUAAAACCACCUCUCCCGUUCCCUCAUCGACAAAGGCCCCUGUGGUGCCCUACGAUGGCGGCGGCGAACCGGAUUUUGCCGGCUGGCUGGCCGCCAAAUCUCAGACAAAGGCUAAAAAUCCCCUGUCAAAGGCCUCCACCAAGACCGUGUCUACCAACAGCGGUGCCACACGUUCUACGGCGAGCACGGCUAAGCCUCGGACUGUGGUUGUGCCUAAGAAGAUUGAUACUAAACCCAAAAAUGAAGAGGUCGAUGAUGACUGGGGAGAUGCUUGGGACUAA
Penicillium bovifimosum is the source of this 2343-nucleotide messenger RNA. Its product is annotated as COPI-interacting protein CEX1. The record is from RefSeq and is a predicted model, not a curated record. The coding region runs from base 1 to 2343 and encodes 780 amino acids. The transcript has 9 exons. Gene Ontology annotation, molecular function: protein kinase activity; ATP binding. NCBI's taxonomy places the organism in Eukaryota, Fungi, Ascomycota, Eurotiomycetes, Eurotiales, Aspergillaceae. Gene Ontology annotation, cellular component: cytoplasm. Gene Ontology annotation, biological process: protein phosphorylation; tRNA export from nucleus.